Molecule: messenger RNA, 336 nt
Organism: Pelobates cultripes (western spadefoot toad)
Lineage: Eukaryota; Metazoa; Chordata; Amphibia; Anura; Pelobatidae
Source: the annotation of a GenBank genome assembly
AUGGACAAAACACCUUUUAUUUUUGAGGAACACUCUCUAAGUUUCUUCCAGGACUUAAGCCGCCCCACACUGCAAUGGCAGGUCACCUUAAAGGGAGUGACGAUGAAGGUAUGGGCAGCAGCAAUACCCUAUAAAUGGAGUUACCCACGGGUUCUGAUAGCCAAACACAAUGGCCAACGAUUCAGGCUCACAGCAGCAACAGAAGCAGCCCCGUUUCUGCGCUCAGUAGGACUGGAAGCCACCAACACCUCAAGCACCACAGCCAGGCCCACUCACCACUGGGACGUUGCCAAUGUCACAGUAUUCAUCCCUGCUGGGUCUUCUGCUCUGGGCUGA